AUGAAGAGUGUACUCAUUACGGGAACUAAUCGUGGCAUUGGUUUUGGGCUUGUGAAACGCUUGGCACUGAAUACCGAGCCGAAAUUGGAAAUUAUUUUUGCUACCUAUCGUGAUCAACAAAAUUCUCAAGAAUUAUUAGACUUAGGAAAGAAGCAUAAGAAUGUUGUACCGAUUAAAUUAGAUACCCUUGAUGAUGAAAGUAUAAAAGCGGCUUAUCAUACAGUUGAACAAAAGCUAAAUGGACAAGGUUUGAAUAUGUUGAUCAAUAACGCUGGGGUGGAAAAAUAUUUACAACUGGACAAUAUUCUUGAAAAAGAAAUGCUUGAUACCAAUAACAGUAAUGUUAUCGGACCAUGGAAAGUGACAAAGGUAGGCUGGUUUGGUUGUGGCGAUCAUUUAAUUAAUUUAUGCGUUCAAGAUGUAUUAAAAUUAUGUGAAGUAUCGAAAGCAUUAACAAGUAUUCGAAAAGUGGUAUCACACGUGGAAAAUAGCCAUUUGGUCAGAGAACAUUUUCAUCAACAACAAUUCCACCUUAAUUUAAGUGAACGACAACUGGUAUCGGAUGUUGUAACAAGAUGGAACAGCACCUACUGCAUGGUGGAGCGUGCUAUAGAUGAAAGAAUCAAUUACAUUAUGUUCAGAAAAGAAAAGUUUUCAAAAACAUUUAAAUUGAGUACAGGAAUUUUAUGA
Messenger RNA from Didymodactylos carnosus, 690 nucleotides. NCBI's taxonomy places the organism in Eukaryota, Metazoa, Rotifera, Eurotatoria, Philodinida, Philodinidae. The record is from the annotation of a GenBank genome assembly.